CAGCGUCUGCAUUUGGUGUUGGUCGGAGCGGAGGAAGCGAAAACCUCUAGCAUCGUAGAUAAACAUCCAGGAGAGGUGUGAACGCCAGCGAGCACACAGCUGUCACAGCGCCGAGACAACGACACCGGGUCCGCAACAGUCCUCCAGACAGCGACGGUCGACAUGUCGGAGACAUACGACUUCCUGUUUAAGUUCCUGGUGAUUGGCAGUGCUGGGACUGGGAAAUCCUGCCUCCUUCACCAGUUCAUUGAGAACAAGUUCAAACAGGACUCCAACCACACCAUCGGCGUUGAGUUUGGUUCCAGAGUGGUGAACGUCGGCGGAAAGACGGUCAAACUGCAGAUCUGGGACACGGCUGGGCAGGAACGAUUCCGUUCUGUCACGCGCAGCUAUUACAGAGGAGCAGCUGGAGCACUCCUUGUCUAUGACAUUACCAGCCGUGAGACGUAUAAUGCCCUGACCAACUGGCUGACAGAUGCACGGACACUAGCAAGCCCCAACAUUGCCAUUAUCCUGUGUGGCAACAAGAAAGACCUGGACGCAGACAGAGAGGUGACCUUCCUCGAGGCCUCGCGCUUCGCUCAGGAGAACGAUCUGAUGUUUCUAGAGACCAGUGCUCUGACGGGGGAGAACGUCGAGGAGGGUUUUCUGAAGUGCGCUCGCACCAUCCUCAACAAGAUAGAUUCAGGUGAAUUGGACCCAGAGAGGAUGGGUUCGGGUAUCCAGUACGGAGAUGCGUCGUUGAGGCAGCUGCGACAGCCGAGAGGGACCACCACACAGAAUAAGCAGCAUUGUAGUUGCUAGGGAUCGGGCCCCACGCUCACCUACAGGCCCAAACAGACGAGGUGCCCCCUACAGGUGCUUUUUGGUGUGUGGACCCUCUCUCUGCAGUCUCACACACCUUGGAUCACCUGGAUGAGUGGUCGUGGAGAUCUCCACAACCCCUGACCUCUGGUAAGAGCCGCUGCUUCUCACCUGAUGGAUUCAGCUUUGCGUCUGGAGAGGGAAACUCCCUCAGUGUGAACCCACUGGGAUCAGAAUGAAGAGGAGGACUCUCCUCAGUCACUUACCAGGGAAGGACAAGUCAGGGGUUGUGUGUGUGGUCUGCUGCCCUACUGUUGUUCUAUCUGUGUGGGGUUUUUUUCAUUCUGGUUUCAGUAGCACCUACAUGCUUUCUGCAUUUGCACUUCGUUAUUUGUAAAUUAUUAUUGUUCAACUAUUUUACGCUUGUUCAUUUUUCAGGCCGUCUGGAUAUGAUUCAUGAUUAGUUUGGUCAGUGCUUUUGAGUUGAAGGCACCUGCUGAUAUUUAGCAUUUUUAUUAUGUUCACUGUACUUUGUAAGUUCAGACUUUUAUCCAUAAGUUAUAAACAGUCUAAACACGACCUCUCAUGAGUAAUAUGAAGUCAACGUGAGCAGAUUUUCGGAAAUUUAAACCAGAUGCUAUUCAAAUCUUUACAAAUGUUUCUGCAGAUGUUUGCUAUUAAUACUAAAGUCAGUGGAUUCAGAUAAAGCCAGACAUGCCCCGAUGUAACUCAGGACCCGUAGUCACUCUGAAGUAUGUUAUAUCAAGUCUUUUGAUUUUUGGUUUGCCUUAAAAUGCAUUGUUAUGAUGUAUUGGCCUUUGUAAUAUACCUGAUAUUGUGGAUCUAUAAGUGUAUUAUUCCCAGUCACCAUAUCUCUAAACCGUCAGAGGGAUUGAUCCAGUCACUCCAUACUACAUCCAUACAGUCAAGCCUGUAGGUCAGGUUGAAAGCACAAAGUAGAGAAUUGUUGCUCUUUAUUUUAGUCCAAAGUCUAAAAUUAAAAAUGUAUCUUAUCAGGUUCACAUGUCCAGGUCCUAGUGUCUCUGGUCCUAUCACAGUGAAAGAUUAACAAAGCGUCAUCAGUCCUUGCAAGGCUAGCAAUGUUUCUGACUCCUCCUGCUGGGCUUUAUCUCCACGACCUCCCUGUGGUUCAUGGUGUCCUACGUGCACAUGCUGCUCGAGGGACGUCACAGGAAACCACAGUUGGUUUUGCCUCGGUGCCAUGUUUGGGAAACUUCCCUGCCGCCCACCCAGUUCCCUCAUCGUGGCUCGACAAUGAGAAAUCAUGCGAGGCUGUAAGUGCGCCCUUGAUAUUCUGUUUUCAAAUUCCCAAGUACAGUAGUUUUCACUUCUGUUUGUCAAGCACAGAAGUAGCUCUGCUCUGCUGCGAGAUGUUCGUCGAGCAGAGCCCGGGAGCAGAGCCCGGGAGCAGACCCCGUGUUGCCCCAAAGAGAAAGAAAGGGAAUUUCCCACUCAAACACUUGACAGUUUGGUUUGUGGUGGUGAUGAUAGGGCAGGCUGCGAGUUAAUAACCCAAACUCUUGCUCCUCCUGUCUGAACCACUGUGAGGGCAGGUCACCCCGACCCGGCCAAGAGGAAAUCAAAAACAAACUGCCUGCAGGCGUAUUUCUCAUGUCUUCUCCUCAACUGUAAGCAUGUGUCCUCCCAGAUGAAACCAUAUGUGUUUAAGCUCUUGAGCCAGCGCACUGAAGGGAGGGACAUGGUGAGUUGUAUAAACAUGAGAUAGUACCGGAUAUCAAGAGGCAGAUGGUUAAAAAAAAUGUUUUUAUGAGAUAUUGACAUUGUGUGAUGGUUUGUCUCCUUCUGCAAGUGCACUUUUACUUUUGAAUUUUCAUUUUUUUGUUUUGUUUAUAUGCUGUAACUAUAGAAUUUUACGUUUUAUUGUACUUAGAACUGUAUACUGUAAUAAAGAUUCUAAUUGUAGAUGUCAUAAUUUCUUACCAAAUAACAACAGAGUCUUAAUUUCAUUUGAAAAAAAUGUUUUCCUGCUGCCCAAGGUUGGAUUUGUUUAUUAGUAAGGAUGAGAGGAUGUUGACUUCCUGAGCUGCAGUAACUCAUGGUCACAACUGCAGUCAUAUCAUCUAUAUGCAGUUAUCGAGUCAUCUAAACAGCUGACUACUGUCGAGCCAGAGUGAGCUUGCAUUCAUUCGUAUGUAUUUAUUGUACAGUUCAUAAUUGCUCAUCACAAUAGCCAUAUGAUAAACCUUAUUUUCAUACUUCCCUCUGGUCUGGAUUCAGUCAUGUGAUGAAUGCAAUCCAACUGUUUUUGCUUAGUAACUAAUGUCAUUAUCAACCUUAAAACUACUGUACAAUCUCCGGUAACCUAUGCUGUAAAUAAGAUUUGUCUAUUGUGGGUGAGUGUUGCUCAUUGAUUAUAAUGAUUAUGCAAAUUCCCAGUAAACUGCUUGUUUUUUCAAGUAAACACCUGUCAACUGGA
Scophthalmus maximus (turbot) is the source of this 3262-nucleotide messenger RNA. RefSeq names its product RAB4B, member RAS oncogene family (gene rab4b). The coding region runs from base 163 to 804 and encodes 213 amino acids. The record is from RefSeq and is a predicted model, not a curated record. Gene Ontology annotation, biological process: regulation of endocytosis; Rab protein signal transduction. NCBI's taxonomy places the organism in Eukaryota, Metazoa, Chordata, Actinopteri, Pleuronectiformes, Scophthalmidae. The transcript is spliced from 8 exons. Gene Ontology annotation, cellular component: endosome. Gene Ontology annotation, molecular function: GTPase activity; GTP binding.